Fulmarus glacialis (Northern fulmar) is the source of this 873-nucleotide messenger RNA. RefSeq names its product netrin-4-like. The record is from RefSeq and is a predicted model, not a curated record. Lineage: Eukaryota; Metazoa; Chordata; Aves; Procellariiformes; Procellariidae. Gene Ontology annotation, cellular component: laminin trimer. Gene Ontology annotation, biological process: basement membrane assembly; cell migration; substrate adhesion-dependent cell spreading.
ACAGAUAUUUUACUGACAACCAUGCAGCAUAAAGGCAUCAUGCUGAUUGUGUUCUUGGAAUAUUUUAUUUCUGGCCAUGGGGAAGCAGAUCCCAUGAGGCUACAAGCCUUCCGCUGUAAUGGCCGUUCUUGCAACCCUCCGGUGGGAAACCUUGCAACAGGGAGGACACCAGUCACUCUCACCACAUGUGGCCAGAACAGUACAGAACUGUACUGCUUCUACCCAGAGCAGAAUCUCCUCCAUCGGGUCUCCCAUGGCUGUGGGCAGCCUCGCUGCACCAAAUGCAAUGCCAACCAGCCUGAUAACUCCCAUCUUCCUGUUGCAAACCCCAUCUCCUGGUGGCAGUCUGCCCAAGGGGUACACAGGGAAGAAAUCAGACUGAACUUUGAAACAGAAUUCUACCUGACCCAUGUCAUUGCUGUGUUCAAGUCACCUCGCCCAGCUGCAAUGGUGUUAGAAAGAUCCCAGGACUAUGGGCAGUCUUGGAGGCCCUACAAGUAUUUCUCUGUCAACUGUACAGCAACUUUUGGGCUCCAGGAUGAUCUCAUUGAGGAGGGCUCCAUGUGCACUUCCAGGUAUUCAGAUGCAGUGCCCUGCACCAGAGGAGAGGUGAUUUAUCGUGCCUUAAGUCCAGCUAACAAGAUCGAAGAUCCCUAUAGUCCUGAGGCUCAAGAUCUCCUGAAACUCACCAACCUCCGCCUCCUUUUGUUAAAAAGACACGAAUGUCCAUGCCAUGGUUCGGGAUUGGUAGAGAAACCUCAGAGAUUUGCUCACUAUGCUAUUUAUGACCUGAUCAUCCGGGGAAGCUGCUUUUGCAAUGGGCAUGCAGAGGAAUGCGAGCUUGCCAACAAGACAGGAGUCAUGGAGAACGUG